This is a messenger RNA of Sclerotinia borealis F-4128, 3447 nucleotides long. The record is from the annotation of a GenBank genome assembly. NCBI's taxonomy places the organism in Eukaryota, Fungi, Ascomycota, Leotiomycetes, Helotiales, Sclerotiniaceae.
AUGAGACGUCUUUCGACCGUCUUCAAAAACAAAGACAAAGAGACCAAGCCUUCUCCAACGUCUGCUGAAGAUGGGGCGACUUCUUCAAGCGGUCCAGCGCGUCGUUUGACCCUGGGCGUUACUAAAAAAUCUACCAGUGGUACUGCAAGCUCCAACCCCCAAGCAUUUGAGGGUCCCGAUCAUAGUGUAAAACGCGCUGGUAUUGUUGGAACACUCGAGUCACUUGGAAAGGUCAUUAGCAUAGCGAAUCGACCUUUAAAUACUGAAACUGGAGAUGGCUCGUAUGAGACAAAGCAGGAGCAAACGAGUUUGUUGGAUGACCUCAAAGCAAUGCGGGUCAAGGAUUUGGAGACAUUGCAGAUGACUUUGAAGCAAGAAUUGGGAAGCUCAAAGUUGACAGACGACAAGAACAUGCUUAUGGAAAGAACUAUACAGUUGGUUGCAAACCUUCCUCAAACCUCCAAGACUCGAGUCAAGCUUACCGAAGUACUGGUUGAUGAACUAUGGGGCGCUUUGGAACAUCCACCAGCUUCAUUGCUGGGCGACAAGUACAAUUAUCGACAAGCCGAUGGAUCAUACAAUAAUAUCAGAUUUCCAGAUAUUGGAAAAGCAGGUACAGCAUACGCUAGAAGUGUUACUCCGAGAAUCGUUCAGCCAAACCCAAAACCAGAUCCAGGCCUUAUAUUCGACACCAUCAUGAGUCGAGAAAAUGGCGGAUUCAAACCUCAUCCAAACAACGUAUCCAGUAUGCUUUACUAUAUUGCAAGCAUUAUCAUUCACGACUGUUUUCGUACCUCACACGAAGAUUUUAAUAUCUCAUUGACUUCCUCUUACUUGGACCUUUCUCCUCUGUAUGGAAGCAACCAAGAGGAACAGAACAACAUGCGAACCUUCAAGAAUGGAGAGCUAAAGCCGGAUUGUUUCUCUGAAAAGAGACUACUAGGCUUUCCUCCCGGAGUCGGAUGCAUUCUUAUUAUGUUCAAUCGUUUUCACAACUAUGUCGUCAAACAAUUGGCGACAAUCAACGAGAAUGGACGCUUUACACCUCCCAAAGACAGUCUAGCUGACGAUAAAAAGCAAGCAGCAUGGAAGAAGUACGAUAACGAUCUUUUUCAGACUGGACGUCUCAUCACUUGUGGUCUCUAUGUCAAUAUCAUCCUACUCGAUUAUCUACGCUCAAUUGUUGGAUUAAAUCGGGUAAAUUCUACCUGGACUCUUGACCCUCGAAUCGAAAUGGAAAGAAACAGCAAGCCCGGCACUGUCGCUGGAGUUGGGAAUCAAUGUGCUGCUGAAUUCAAUCUGCAAGUCUUCCUACCGUCUGUCUUCCUUCAGCGCGAUGAGAAGUGGUCUGAGGAGUUGUACUUAAAAAUCUUCGGAAAGAGCUACAAGGAAGUCACCAUGCAGGAGCUUCUUAUUGGUUUGGGUAAGCUCGAAGCAAUGACCCCAGAGGAUCCUCUACAAAGAGACUUUGCUGGUAUGAAGAGAGGUAGUGACGGGAAGCUCAAUGAUGAUGAUCUUGUCAAGGAAUUGACCGCGAGUACUGAAGAUCUGGCUGGAUCAUCAGGAGCGAACAAUGUUCCUGGAGUCCUUCGUGCUGUUGAGAUACUUGGGAUGCAACAAGCUCGUGCAUGGAAGUGUGCGACUUUGAACGAAUUCAGAAAACACUUUGGCCUUAAACCACACGAAAAGUUCUCAGACAUCAAUUCGGAUCCAGCCGUCUAUGAAAAGUUAAAGGUCUUAUUUGAUGAGCCAGAUUUGGUCGAACUCUACGCCGGAUUGGUCUGCGAAGAUGCCAAGAAGCCUAUGGACCCAGGUGUUGGUAUUGCACCGACCUAUACAAUUAGCCGUAGCAUUCUUUCCGACGCAGUCACACUGGUUCGCGGAGACAGAUUCUACACUACCGAUUACCAUCCAGCAAAUCUCACGAACUGGGGUGCUAAUGAAGUCAAGUACGAUUUGAAUGUCAAUCAGGGCUGCGUUUUUUACAAAUUAUUCAUCCGAGCUUUCCCCAAUCAUUACUCGUUCAACAGCAUCUAUGCCCAUUAUCCUCUCACAAUACCGUCAGAAAAUAAGAAGAUCAUGGAGAAACUUGGUCGUACGAAUGACUACAGUUGGGACAAGCCAGCCAAGAUCCCCGAGAGAAAGAAUAUCGUCAGUUAUGAUGGAGUCAAGAGUGUUCUUACUAACGGAGAAGUAUUUGGUGUUGAUCCCUGGCGUAGAGGUUUCUCUUUCCUCAUGGGUAAACCAGGAGCCAAUUUUAUGUUAGCUGGUGAUGGUGAAUUCUUCGCCGAGCGACGCAAUCAAAUGAAGGAAUGUCUUUACCAAGAUAAAUGGCACGAGAGUGUCAAGAACUAUUACGAAAGCAUUGUUCCAAAGCUACUCAAGAAAUGGUCCUACAAUAUUGGCGGCACCACUAACCAGGUUGAUGUCAUUCGCGAUAUUGAUAAUUCCGCUCAUGUUCACUUUGCUUCGAACAUCUUUCAUCUCCCCCUUAAGAGUGAAGAAAACCCUAAAGGCGUAUAUACCGAGCAUGAACUGUACAUGGUAUUGGCCGUUAUUUUCAUCGUGAUCUUCUUCGGUGACGUUGAUCCGGCCAAAACCUUCUCAUUACGAGUCGCUGGCCUUCCAGUCGCACAAGAUCUCGGUUCACUAGUCGAGCAGAAUGUGAACUUUAUCUCAAAGACUAGUCUGGUAUCUGGUAUUGUCGAUACUUUCAUGGAGGAACAAAAUGCGCUCAAAGAUUAUGGUGUGCAUAUGGUGCGCCAUUUGUUGAAAACUGGCUUGGGUGUUCAUGAGACUGUAUGGUCACAAAUCUUGCCCACAGCAGGAGCGAUGGUGGCGAAUCAAGCACAAGUUUUCGGUCAAGUCAUCGACUACUAUCUUGGUGAUGGCAAAGAACAUCUUCCAGAGAUUAACCGUCUUGCGAAGCUCAAUACAGCCGAAGCAGAUGAUGUUCUAUUACAUUACCUCUUAGAAGGAAUCAGAAUGUAUGGCACAUUCGGCGCUUAUCGAACUUGUCAUCAAAACAUCACAAUCAACGAUGGACCGAGAAAAGUAGAAUGCAAACCUGGCGAUUCCAUCUUCACAAGCUUCGUGACACUCGCCCAAGACCCAAAAAUCUACCCAGACCCCAAGAAAGUCCGUCUCGAUCGCCCAGUCGAUUCCUAUCUCGUCUACGGCAUCGGUUCACACGCGUGUCUCGGCGCCGACGCAUCACGAGUAGCUCUCACAGCCAUGCUAAAAUGCAUAGGCCGAUUAGAUAACCUGAGAAGAGCACCGGGUCCUCAGGGCGAAAUGAAGAAGAUCCCUAGAGAAGGUGGUUUCUAUGUUUAUAUGGAUAAAAUGAUGGCCUCGGAAUUUCCUUUCCCAACUACUAUGAAAAUUAAUUGGGAUGGCGGCUUGAAUGAACCGGUGGUCGUCGCGGCCGGAAAGGGUAAGAAUACUUGA